Temnothorax curvispinosus is the source of this 2439-nucleotide messenger RNA. Its product is annotated as MDS1 and EVI1 complex locus protein EVI1-B-like. Gene Ontology annotation, biological process: central nervous system development; regulation of transcription by RNA polymerase II. The record is from RefSeq and is a predicted model, not a curated record. Lineage: Eukaryota; Metazoa; Arthropoda; Insecta; Hymenoptera; Formicidae. Gene Ontology annotation, molecular function: RNA polymerase II cis-regulatory region sequence-specific DNA binding; DNA-binding transcription factor activity, RNA polymerase II-specific. Gene Ontology annotation, cellular component: nucleus. The transcript has 2 exons. Bases 1 to 1809 code for a protein of 602 amino acids.
AUGGAGCUGCACACGCCGAAACGGGAGCCGCGGCCGUCAGCGGAGUCGCUCGACCGCAGUCCGUCGAUGUGCGACACGACGCUCUACCCCUGGAACUGGGGCGAGGAGGCGCGCAACGUGAACCUGAGCCCGGGCAGCUCGUGCUCCUCGCCGGAGUACCGGGAGCAGCACGUCGCGGGACUGGAGGCGAGUGGCGGGAGCGCGAACGGUAGAUCGGCCGCCGGCAACGGUUCCGAGAGCCACCGGCGCGGUCGGCCGCGCGCCGACGCACUCACGAAUCUCAUGAAGCAGGGCAGCACGUCGCCGAGCAGCAUCAAGUGCACCUUCUGCAACCGGGUGUUCCCGCGCGAGAAGAGCCUGCAGGCGCACCUGCGCACUCACACGGGAGAACGUCCAUAUCCGUGUGACUAUCCUGGAUGCAUGAAGGCUUUCACCCAAUCGGGACAACUCAAGACUCAUCAACGAUUGCAUACUGGAGAGAAGCCAUUUUUAUGCACCGAACCAGGUUGUGAGACGAGAUUCACUCAUGCCAACAGACAUUGCCCUGAUCAUCCUUAUGCCAAUCUUACGAGAUCGGACGAUUUUGUACUAAAGCCAGUGUCCGAGAACACGGACGUGCCAUACGAUGUAAGUCGAUGGUUGGAGCGUUACAAGAUGUCCAGGGAACGAGAAGAUCGAACUCCGACUGGGAAGAACGAUCGAAAAAAGAAGACGUGGAAGAGCACCGCCGAAAAUCACAAGAGGAUAAAAUCCAGAAAAGGCCUCAUGAUGGAUAUAGCGGGGGAGCAGGAAAAUCUCGAUCGCACGCCGUCGAAUCAGCGGUUGCGCUGUGGGGAGAAUCAGGACAGUCAGGAGGAGGAGAGCCAGGAUGAGGAUCCAGCGGAGACGUGCUGCGCGAUACUGCAAACAUCCGAGGAUGAGGAAGCGUCGAGCGCCAAGUUAGCCAUCAGCUCGCUGAGAAGACCCUUGGACAGACUACAACCAAAGAAACGAUGGCUACGAUAUGCUUGCUUGGAACAGCAGCUAGACCUAAAUGAGGACGUUAAACCUAACAACGUAACGGCCGUACGCAAGAUUGACGAGAAACAAAUUCUGAGCGGGUUUACAGACGCGCCGCCGCCGCCGCCGCAACUCCAGUGGUACACGACAUUCUUGGACACGUCUGUCACGGAUGAUACAUCUGCAUCGACUCUGAAUAUCAAGCUGGAAAGUCCGCGUGCGCAACAGUUGGAACCUUUAUAUGCUGCUUCUGAAAUGUCCUGCAUGAUAACGCACAACGACGACGCGCCAAGAACAGCGGAGGAAAAUGUAUACGUGCAGCCUCUGAACCAUCCAGAGUGGAACUCGCUAACUUGCUUGUCAAAUGAUCCAAGUAUUUUUCAACCUAAUAUUAACGAACCCACCGUAACGAUUCAAGGUUCUGAAGUUACAUGUUCGCAUUUCGAUUACGCGGAACAGAUCGUUCAUAGAGAGGCACGGAAUCGGGAUAUGCUGGCGAGCUGUUGUAUCAGCGAAAACGAAACCAGACCGACGGUACUGAUGUUGGCUGGUAGUUCUAAUAACAAGGAACGUGUUCCAAAACCACCCGUUGUAAUAGAUCCUGUGAAAACGGAGACGGAAAUAGUUGGCGUUGAGCAGCAGGACGAUAUGAGCAUAGCUAACGUACCGGUACAAGAAGACAACCAGAAAUGGCAGGGUGCUUUGGCAUUGAUGGAAUUAGCUAAGACGCAAGAAGAGGCGAGGAUCUUGGCAUGUCUUGAUCAUAAUGUAAGAGACGAAUGUUCCGUGGCUUCAGACGUACCAUUAUAGCCACAUACGCAGACUGUGAUUACAGGUUAUUGUAACUUUGUUAUUUUUAUAUGCAAGAAGAAGAGCGACGAAAAGCUGUCCACUCAUGUAACACAGUCCAUUUAUCGGCAUACAAACGUAAAAGCAAUCUCUUGCUGUGAAACACAUCUGUUUUCUUUCUUCGAUUUAUUGAUUACUUAAACUUUUAUUAUUAUUCUUACGUGAUGACGUGUGUUUGUUUUAACUCUGAUGGCUUUCUGAAUUUUUUACGUUCAUGUGUUAAUUAUUAUCUAUAUAUAGAAUAUUGAUGAAAACAGGGUAAGCCUGUUUUACCGUUACAAUCAAUUUUCUUCCAUACGCUUAGAAAAAAGCAAAUGUGUCUCAUAGGAUUAAAAGGAAUCUUAUUACUUAUUUUUACUGCAUAAUAAUCGUUUUUCACACAAAUCGAUUUAAAAGAGUAUUGUAAUUAAGUUUGUUUUGUUUUGUUAGCGCAAAACCGCAGACGUGUAAACAUGCAUGUAAGCACAUAUUUACAUGUUUAUUUUUUUUUUGCUCCACAGUUUAUUGUUAUUAUAUUAUAGUAGAGACUUGUGUGAUACUUGAUUUAAGAAUAAUAAAUACGAGAAUGAAAGAAUAAAAGUGUCAACAACA